ACUGUGUGAAUCAGGAAGUCUUCGAGGCUUUAAGUCUGUGUCUUCAACCGUCUGUCAUUAUUGGGUCAGUAUGGAGCUCAGUCAACUUCCUCUUGUGCUCUUGCUAAUUUGCAAACUCAACUCUGGCCAAACUGAAGAUUUCCCCAAACCGACUCUGACUGUUGAGCCACAGAGUUUAGUGUUCACUGGAGACAGAGUUACUCUGAGAUGUUCGCUGGAUCAGACACUGGGUGGAUGGGAGUUUUUCUGGAGUAAAGACUCGAACACUGAAUCUACUGAUGCUGCAAAUAAAGUAAUCGAUCGUGUGCAAAUCUCUGAUGGAGGACAGUACAGAUGCAGAGCACGAAGAGAUGGACGUUACACAGAUUACAGUGAACCAGUAACAGUGACAAUACAUGAAAUACCAAAAUCCAGAGUGACCAUUAAACCUGAUCAACAUGUGUUCAGAGGAGAGACGGUCACUCUCAGAUGUGACAUUGAUGCUGUAGGAGUCUCUAGCUGGAAGUACAACUGGUAUAAAGAAGGUUCAUCAAUAGAUUCCAGUAAACUACAGAAACACACUAUCGAUUUUGUCACUGAGUCUGACGCAGGGAAAUACUCCUGUAAUGGAUGGGAGACUGACGGAUCAGGCAUUUCACAACUGAGUGAUGAAGUCACACUGACAGUAUCGGAUAAAGCCCGGGCAGUGUUAAGUGUUUCUCCUCAGACGUGGUUGACUGAAGGAGAUCCAGUGACUCUGAACUGUGAGGUUAACGGCUCUUCUACAGGCUGGACAUUCAGCUGGUUCACUGUAACUCCCUCAUCAGACAGGAUUGUUCACUAUGAUCCGCUCUCAGACAGCAGAAGAGGAGCUGGAGGAAAAUACACUGUCAGUUCUGUUGCUGUAAAUCACACAGGAGUUUAUGUGUGCAAAGCAGAGAGAGGAAAACCAGUCUAUAUAAUACAAAGCAGCACACAACCACUGUGGGUCACUGGUGUUUCUCCUCCAGUGUCUCUGAUCAUCAGUCCCAGCAGAACUCAACACUUCACAUCCGACUCUCUCUCUCUGAGCUGUGAGGACCAGAGUAACUCUGAUGGAUGGACAGUGACAAGAUACACAAAGAGUUGGUGGCUGGAAGAUUGUUCAUUAUCAGGGUGGGGAUCACAAACAGGAUCUACAUGUACAAUCAGAUCCACCAGGACAUCAGACACUGCAGUUUACUGGUGUCAGUCUAAAUCUGGAGAGAAAUAUCAUCCUGUUAAUAUCACUGUACACUCUGGUGUGAUUCUGGAGAGUCCUGUUCAUCCUGUGACUGAAGGAGAUAAUCUGACUCUACGCUGUUUAUAUAAUCAUACAUCCCCAUCAAUCCUCAGAUCUGAUUUCUAUAAAGAUGAAUCACUCGUCCAGAGUCAAACUAUAGAGAUGAUCAUCCCGACUGUCUCAAAGUCACAUGAGGGUUUCUACUACUGCAAACACCCGAGAGGAGAGUCGCUCAAGAGCUGGAUCUCAGUCAGAGUGCUGAUUUCAAUCAUCCACUCUGGACACACUGAAGAUUUCCCCAAACCGACUCUGACUGUUGAGCCACAGAGUUCAGUGUUCACUGGAGACAGAGUUACUCUGACAUGUUCGCUGGAUCAGACACUGGGUGGAUGGGAGUUUCUCUGGAGUAAAGACUCAAACGCUGAAACUACUGAUGCUGCAAAUAAAGUAAUCGAUCCUGUGCAAAUCUCUGAUGGAGGACAGUACAGAUGCAGAGCACGAAGAGAAGGACGUUACACAGAUUACAGUGAACCAGUAACAGUGACAAUACAUGAAAGACCAAAACCCAGAGUGACCAUUAAACCUGAUCAACAUGUGUUCAGAGGAGAGACGGUCACUCUCAGAUGUGACAUUGAUGCUGAAGGAGUCUCUAGCUGGAUGUACAACUGGUUUAAAGAAGGUUCAUCAAUAGAUUCCAGUAAACUACAGGAACACACUAUCAGUUAUGUCUCUGAGUCUGACGCAGGGAAAUACUCCUGUAAUGGAUGGGAGACUGAAGGAUCAGGCAUUUCACAACUGAGUGAUGAAGUCACACUGACAGUAUCGGUUCCCAGAACAGUGUUAAGUGUUUCUCCUCAGACGUGGUUGACUGAAGGAGAUCCAGUGACUCUGAACUGUGAGGUUAACGGCUCUUCUACAGGCUGGACAUUCAGCUGGUUCACUGAAAAUCUCUUAUCAAGCAGGAAUGUUUACUAUGAGCCGCUCUCAGACAGCAGAAGAGGAGCUGGAGGAAAAUACACUAUCAGUUCUGUUGCUCUAAAUCACACAGGAGUUUAUAUGUGCAGAGCAGAGAGAGGAAAACCAGUCUACACAACAUGGCCCAGCAACAGACAACCACUGUGGGUCACUGGUGUUUCUCCUCCAGUGUCUCUGAUCAUCAGUCCCAGCAGAACUCAACACUUCACAUUCGACUCUCUCUCUCUGAGCUGUGAGGACCAGAGUAACUCUGAUGGAUGGACAGUGGGAAGAUACACAGAGAGUUUAGGGCUGGAAGAUUGUUCAUUAUUACUGUGGGGAUCACAAACAGGAUCUACAUGUACAAUCAGCUCCACCAGCACAUCAUACACUGGAGUUUACUGGUGUCAGUCUAAAUCUGGAGAGAAAUAUCAUCCUGUUAAUAUCACUGUACACUCUGGUGUGAUUCUGGAGAGUCCUGUUCAUCCUGUGACUGAAGGAGAUAAUCUGACUCUACGCUGUUUAUAUAAUCAUACAUCCCCACCAAUCCUCAGAUCUGAUUUCUAUAAAGAUGAAUCACUCGUCCAGAGUCAAACUAUAGAGAUGAUCAUCCCGACUGUCUCAAAGUCACAUGAGGGUUUCUACUACUGCAAACACCCGAGAGGAGAGUCGCUCAAGAGCUGGAUCUCAGUCAGAGUGCUGAUUUCAAUCAUCCACUCUGGACACACUGAAGAUUUUCCCAAACCGACUCUGACUGUUGAGACACAGAGUUCAGUGAUCACUGGAGACAGAGUUACUCUGAGAUGUUCGCUGGAUCAGACACUGGGUGGAUGGGAGUUUCUCUGGAGUAAAGACUCAAACGCUGAAACUACUGAUGCUGCAAAUAAAGUAAUCGAUCCUGUGCAAAUCUCUGAUGGAGGACAGUACAGAUGCAGAGCACGAAGAGGAGGACGUUACACAGAUUACAGUGAACCAGUAACAGUGACAAUAUAUGAAAGACCAAAACCCAGAGUGACCAUUAAGCCUGAUCAACAUGUGUUCAGUGAAGAGACGGUCACUCUCAGAUGUGACAUUGAUACUAAAGCAGUCUCUAGCUGGAUGUACUACUGGUAUAAAGAAGGUUCAUCAAUAGAUUCCAGUAAACUACAGGAACACACUAUCAGUUAUGUCUCUGAGUCUGACGCAGGGAAAUACUCCUGUUAUGGAUGGGAGACUGACGGAUCAGGCAUUUCACGACUGAGUGAUGAAGUCACACUGACAGUAUCGGAUGAAGCCCAGGCAGUGUUAAGUGUUUCUCCUCAGACGUGGUUGACUGAAGGAGAUCCAGUGACUCUGAACUGUGAGGUUAACGGCUCUUCUACAGGCUGGACAUUCAGCUGGUUCACUGCAUCAGACAUGAGUGUUCGUGAUGAUCAGCUCUCAGACAGCAGAAGAGGAGCUGGAGGAAAAUACACUGUCAGUUCUGUUACUGUAAAUCACACAGGAGUUUAUGUGUGUGAAGCAGAGAGAGGAAAACCAGCCUAUAAAACAUACAUCAGCAACAGACAACCACUGUGGGUCACUGGUGUUUCUCCUCCAGUGUCUCUGAUCAUCAGUCCCAGCAGAACUCAACACUUCACAUCCGACUCUCUCUCUCUGAGCUGUGAGGACCAGAGUAACUCUGAUGGAUGGACAGUGACGAGAUUCAGUGACAAUUGGUGGCCUGCAGAUUGUUCAUCAUUUCCCUGGGGAUCACAAACAGGAUCUACAUGUACAAUCAGCUCCACCAGCACAUCAGACACUGCAGUUUACUGGUGUCAGUCUAAAUCUGGAGAGAAAUAUCAUCCUGUUAAUAUCACUGUACACUCUGGUGUGAUUCUGGAGAGUCCUGUUCAUCCUGUGACUGAAGGAGAUAAUCUGACUCUACGCUGUUUAUAUAAUCAUACAUCCCCAUCAAUCCUCAGAUCUGAUUUCUAUAAAGAUGAAUCACUCGUCCAGAAUCAAACUAUAGAGAUGAUCAUCCCGACUGUCUCAAAGUCACAUGAGGGUUUCUACUACUGCAAACACCCGAGAGGAGAGUCGCUCAAGAGCUGGAUCUCAGUCAGAGUGCUGAUUUCAACCAUCCACUCUGGACACACUGAAGAAAGACCAAAACCCAGAGUGACCAUUAAACCUGAUCAACAUGUGUUCAGUGGAGAGACGGUCACUCUCAGAUGUGACAUUGAUGCUGUUGCAGUCUCUAACUGGAUGUACAACUGGUUUAAAGAAGGUUCAUCAAUAGAUUCCAGUAAACUACAGGAACACACUAUCGAUUUUGUCACUGAGUCUGACGCAGGGAAAUACUCCUGUAAUAUAAGAGAGACUGACGGAUCAGGCAUUUCACGAAAGAGUGAUGAAGUCACACUGACAGUAUCAGAAAGACCAAAACCCAGAGUGACCAUUAAACCUGAUCAACAUGUGUUCAGAGGAGAGACGGUCACUCUCAGAUGUGACAUUGAUGCUGUAGGAGUCUCUAGCUGGAAGUACAACUGGUAUAAAGAAGAUUCAUUCAUGGAUUCCAGUAAACUACAGGAACACACUUUCAAUUAUGUCACUGAGUCUCACGCAGGGAAAUACUCCUGUAAUAUAAUAGAGACUGACGGAUCAGGCAUUUCACGAAAGAGUGAUGAAGUCACACUGACAGUAUCGGAUUUCACAACAGUGUUAAGUGUUUCUCCUCAGACGUGGUUGACUGAAGGAGAUCCAGUGACUCUGAACUGUGAGAUUAACGGCUCUUCUACAGGCUGGACAUUCAGCUGGUUCACUGUAACUCUCUCAUCAGACAGGAUUGUUCGCUAUGAGGAGCUCUCAGACAGCAGAAGAGGAGCUGGAGGAAAAUACACUGUCAGUUCUGUUACUGUAAAUCACACAGGAGUUUAUAUGUGCAGAGCAGAGAGAGGAAAACCAGUCUAUACAACAUCAAACAGCAACACACAACCACUGUGGGUCACUGGUGUUUCUCCUCCAGUGUCUCUGAUCAUCAGUCCCAGCAGAACUCAACACUUCACAUCCGACUCUCUCUCUCUGAGCUGUGAGGACCAGAGUAACUCUGAUGGAUGGACAGUGAGAAGAUACACAGAGAGUUCAGGGCUGGAAGAUUGUUCAUUAUCAGGAUGGGGAUCACAAACAGGAUCUACAUGUACAAUCAACUACACCAGCACAUCAGACACUGCAGUUUACUGGUGUCAGUCUAAAUCUGGAGAGAAAUAUCAUCCUGUUAAUAUCACUGUACACUCUGGUGUGAUUCUGGAGAGUCCUGUUCAUCCUGUGACUGAAGGAGAUAAUCUGACUCUACGCUGUUUAUAUAAUCAUACAUCCCCAUCAAACCUCAGAUCUGAUUUCUAUAAAGAUGAAUCACUCGUCCAGAGUCAAACUAUAGAGAUGAUCAUCCCGACUGUCUCAAAGUCACAUGAGGGUUUCUACUACUGCAAACACCCGAGAGGAGAGUCGCUCAAGAGCUGGAUCUCAGUCAGAGCGUCUCGUUCAGAAUCUCAGAUCUCUGUCCUCAAAAUACUCACUUCUGUUCUGGCAGCUUGUCCAUAUCUGCUGGCGACAGUCGUGCUGAUUUACAAAUGCUGCAGAAUGAGAGAGAAAACACCCCAGUGAUUUAUUACAAGUCAUUGCUAUCAUUAAACGCAAUUGGUUCAAUUAAUAUACUUAAAAGAUGAUAUAGGAGUCACUCCUGAUUCACAAUGUCUAACAUUUUGUGUGUUGCGAUUGUUCAACAUGAACCAGAUUUCCCAACACACUUGAUUUCCAUUGAUUCCAAUCCCAAUUGGUUUUAUACACCAGGAAUUGAUUGUAAAAAGCAGGUUAAACUGUGGAAUAGUGAAGAAAGGGUACAUUUUGAUUUAAUGUUGGCUUUAACAAGGUUUGGCUUUUCUGUUUUUGACCAAUAAACUAUUAUUGUUAAUGUGGAUCAGACCUUCACUAAGCUUUAGCAUCGCUAGUACAUCCCCGUCCUCUCAGAUUCAUUCCCACAAUCCCAUUGGCCAAAUUAUUUUCCUCUUUUAAUAUUUAUAUUUU
Pimephales promelas (fathead minnow) is the source of this 6238-nucleotide messenger RNA. The record is from RefSeq and is a predicted model, not a curated record. NCBI's taxonomy places the organism in Eukaryota, Metazoa, Chordata, Actinopteri, Cypriniformes, Leuciscidae.